UGAACGCAGCUUCCGUUUGGGGAAUCGGGACGACGUCAUCAACAAGCGCCACAAGAGCUCUUCACAAAAAUCUUCCUGGUUUCGGGUUAGUCGGCUCACAUUUAGAACCCUCGACACAGAAGAGACUGCAACGCAAGUGUGGAUCUGAUGGCACAACCUAUCGAUGCUUGUAUCGAUCCGCUCAGCCUGAGUUGAAGCAGCAAUGAGUUCAGCUCAGUAUCUGAGAGAGUUCAUCAGGGAGAGACUAACUGCUGUUUGUGAAGAAAUCUUUUCAGAGGUUCAAAAAACCAUCGUCCAGUAUGAGGAGGAGAUCAACCGUCAGCACAGACUGCUGGAUAUCAGCCGGAAACCCGACAAACUCACACAUCAUAGACCUCCCACAUCAUCAUGACUGUGAGGAAGAGGAGGGUCUGGAUGAGCAGCAGGUCUGUAACCAGGAGAUGAACUCCAGUCUGGACCAGGAGGACCCAGAGCCUCCACAGAUUAAAGAGGAACAGGAGGAGCUCUGCAGCAUUCAGGAGGGAGAGCAGCUUGGACUGAAGCAGGAGGCUGAAGGCAUUAUCGUCUGGACUGAUGAAGAGCGACUCACACUGAUGGAGACCAUCUGCAAACCUGUGAUAAAGUUACACAGAAUAGACUUCCUACAGGAGGAUGUCUGUGAGGAGGAGGUUCUUGCAGACCAGCAAGUCUGUACCCAAGAGAGAAACUCCAGCCUGGACGAGGAGGACCCAGAGCCUCCACAGAUUAAGGAGGAACAGGAGGGACAUUGCAGCAGUCAGGAGGAAGAGCAACUUGGACUGAAGCAGGAGGCUGAUACCUUCAUGGUGACUCAAUCUUAUGAGGAAAGUUCCCACAGUGAGCCAGAACCAAACAGUGAGCAGCUCCUUUCUCACAGCUCUCCUGAACCAGAGAGCCGAGAUCAUGAAGAAAGCCAGCAUGUGGACUCAGGAUCAACUAGAAAUGAAGAGCUGAAGAAAAGGAGACGUUACAGAAAGAGACGUCACAGUAAAAGAGGAGGCAAAGAGAGCCAACGUAAAACUGAAAGGAAAAUGUCCCUAAAAUGUGAAACUUGUGGCAAAACUUUCGAGUUUAUAUCCUGCCUCGCUGCACAUUUAGAAAUUCACGCAAGUGAGAAAAUGUAUUCUUGUAGCACGUGUGGGAAAAGAUUUGAUCAGAAAUCUGCAUUGGAUCAUCAUUUAACAAGUUAUCUAGGUCAGAAGAUGUAUUCUUGUAGCAUCUGUGGAAAAAAAAUGCACUCUAAAGCCUACAUGCCUACACAUAUGAGACUUCACACGGGUGAGAAACCAUAUUCUUGUAGCAUCUGUGGGAAACGAUUCAAUCAGAAAACAGGAUUGAAAACUCACAUAAGACGUCACACAGGGGAGAAGAGGUAUUCUUGUAGCGCCUGUGGGAAAGGUUUUCUCUUGAAAGCAGCACUGGAGCGUCAUAUAAGAUGUCACACAGGUGAGAAGCCGUAUGUUUGUUUAAACUGUGAGAAACCAUUUGCAGAUAAAACGGCACUGGACCGUCACUUAGUAAUCCACACAGGUGAGAAACCAUAUUGCUGUAACAGCUGUGGAAAAAAGUUCAAUCAGAGCGCAAACUUAAAGAAGCACAUGAUGAGAAUUCAUACUGGCGAGAAACCGUACACUUGUAACACCUGUGGAAAAAGAUUUUCUCACUCAUCAGCAUUAAAAAGACACAAGAGAAUUCACACUGGUGAGAAGCCAUAUUCCUGUAGCACCUGUGGAAAAAAAUUUAUUCAGAAAUCAACUUUGGACUGUCAUGAAAGAAGUCACACAGGUGAGAAACCAUAUCCUUGUAGCACGUGUGGAAAAAGAUUUUCUGAUUUAUCAGCAAUUAAAAAACACAGGAGAAUGCACACAGGUGAGAAACCAUAUUCAUGUGGGAUCUGUGGAAAAAGAUGUAGUCAGAAAGCAGCAUUGGAAUCUCAUGUAAGAACUCACACAGGCGAGAAGCCGUAUUCUUGUAGCACCUGUGGGAAAAGAUUCACUCGAAAAUCACUUUUGAACUGUCAUACAAGAACUCACAAAGAUGAGAAGCUGCAUUCUCGUAGCACCUGUGAGUCAUAGCAGUGUGUUGGUGGUAGUGCUUACACUGUCAAGUCACUGCAACAACUGAUUGGAGAGAUGA
This is a messenger RNA of Maylandia zebra (zebra mbuna), 2154 nucleotides long. The record is from RefSeq and is a predicted model, not a curated record. Lineage: Eukaryota; Metazoa; Chordata; Actinopteri; Cichliformes; Cichlidae.